Molecule: messenger RNA, 6298 nt
Organism: Bombus impatiens (common eastern bumble bee)
Lineage: Eukaryota; Metazoa; Arthropoda; Insecta; Hymenoptera; Apidae
Exons: 6
Coding region: 1733-5431 (1232 amino acids)
Cellular component (GO): extracellular region
Molecular function (GO): chitin binding
Source: RefSeq, a predicted model, not a curated record
ACGAAUCUCAAGUGAAACCUUUGUAGAAGAUAAAAACAGAAGUAAGAUGGAAGAGAACUUGAAGAAGCAAGAUCUACGGACUAUAGAAAGAGAAACCAGAGUGUACGUGCGUCUUGCGAAAAACCAGAUGUACAGAAGCGAGUGUAAGUUGCACGAGAAAGAAAGAAAAAAAGAAAGAUGGAAGAAAGGAGGAAGAAGAUGAGAUGUUGGAUGAAAGAUGAAGAGGAGGGUGGAGUGAUAUAAACAGAGCAAGAAGAAAGGAAGAAAGUCGAGGAAGAGAGAAAGGUGGAGGCGAGGCGUGUGUGCAGAACGGAGGCAAUGUCACCGAACUUACAUAAUGUGUCCUGUUUCUUCAAUUACACGCGCCGAGAUAUCGAUGCAGCGUACAUUUAGGUCGCUUGUACCUGUAUAUAUAUGUAUAUUCGAGAGACCUUUGCUCCUGCCAUAACUGUGGAGGAUGGAAAUGGCAGUUGCAGAACAAAAAGAAUGUGGGACGUUGUUCUUUCGAACGCAGAUACGCCCGAUGUAUUUACUCUUUGUAUUAUUGUCUCGUUUGUUAUGUACAAAGUGAGAGGAAACCUGAUUCCUUUACGUCAAAUCCUCCUCCGUUUCUCUAAACCAACGAGUUGAACAAAUCUCUAGCCAUCUUCUUUCUCAAUCCGUUUCUAACUAAAACCAUCGUAACCGUUAACCGAGAAACUUAAAACUUCCUCCGAGCGAUAGAAACAAGCCAAAUUCAGCGUUCUAUGUUUCUUGUAUCGAGAAAUCGGAAAAAUCUCUAGCCACGUAUCUUCCUACGCUGGUAAUUUAAUUCCCAAUCUUGUCGCAAUGAUCACCGCUGUAUCUGUAAACUCAGAGAUCUAAAAUUUCCUUCGGGAACAGUCAAAAUCCUCCUUCUCAGCCCCAUCCUCGCCUUGGAUCUUUCUAAACCGACAAACGUCGAAGAUCUUCGAAAUAGCCGCAGAAAAUGUUCGUUAUAGCCUGUUUUAAAUUCACCAAUCGAUGGAACCUUCGAUGCCAACAUAACGCAAAGGAACGGAGACACAGGGUAACCUACGAUAAAUGUCAGAUCGGUGGCAAAGAUCGUGGGACGAGGCAUCGAACCGUGUUACGCCCGUUUCGGCGCGUAGUUCUUUCCUCGGUGGUCAGAACAUCGGUAAAAUCCAGCUAUCGAAAGCAGAUCGAUCCACGCAACGUCGUCAGCUCCCUCGAGGUGUUCCUCGGCUGGCUAACUUUAUCGGGCUCGCUCUACUUUCCAUUUUAAUUGCGAACACCUGGGAUUCUUCGAUGGAAUCCGACGACUGGAAACGAAUGGCAGAUGCGACGUGUCCGCGCGAAUGGUGGGAUCCUACGUCUGUAAACGUCGCCGGCGACACUUUCCACUCGAAUGGUUCGUCGACGCGACUGGCAGACGUUUUCUAGGUGAAUGGAACGGGGAUUCUGGAUAGUCGGUUGAUACCAAUCGACGGAGAAAUGGGAGAACGAAGGGUGAUCAGAGGCGCGGCAGAAAUUCCUCUCGCGGAGGGAUGACCGAUGCGUGUAUUGGCGCGGGUGAGAGGUGGAAAGCGAGAAGAAGAAAGGUAAGAGGUGCGGAUCCCUUCCCUUUCGUUCAGAAGCUUGGAAGAAGACUCGAGAGGAGAUCGGUGUAGUCGCAGUGCAUCGGCUGCUACACGCUGGCCGAACGUUCGACGUCGGACACCUUCGCCGGGACACUCAUGCAACGUGCGACAAAAUGCCGACCACGCUGCCCGUUCUGUAUCUCGUGACGCUGGUCUUAUGCAACAUUCACGGCAGUCUUGAACAUGAAAUUCCAAGGAGGAGCUUCCUGUCACGAAGAGCCAUUGAUGGUACCAGGGGGAGGAAGUUCUUCGAUCCGGAAGAAGAGGGAGCGUUCGACAGUUACGGAUCUGCUGGUGGCCAGUACGAUCCAUACCAAGAGAAAACAGAUUUGUCAGACAUUAGGAGGAACGUGCCAGGAGAACCAGGUAUUGAUUAUCCGGCAUACACGACGCUCCCUCAGACAGGUUUCACGUGCGAGGGACGCUCACGAGGGUACUACGCGGACGAGGUGGCGGGAUGCCAGGUUUUCCAUGUGUGCCACGACGUAUUGGUCUCCUCCUUCCUCUGCCCCAUAGGCUCUGUAUUCAGCCAAAAGCUGCUCACCUGUGACUGGUGGACCAAAGUAGACUGUUCAGCUAGCAGCAAAUACAUAGACGUGAAUCGCAACAGUUACCAGCAAGAUGACGACGAGAUGAUUCGAAACGCUUACGCAAUGAUCAGUCUCCAAUCAGGAACAGACGUGACCAAGGAUGGUCUGGUAGAUCCUGAUCGAACUGGAAGCGUGGUGGACUAUCAGAGAGGUCCAGGAAGAAUCCUCGACUAUUCGUCAGUUGACACAACAGGAAACGACUUGAGGACCAAUUUCGAAGACUAUCGUAGACCUGCCAAUCGAGAUUUCCUGCCACCCUAUCAACUCAAAGACAAAAAGCCGGAAAUUAGUGGAAAUUAUCAAAGCAAAUUCUAUUCUAGCGAGAAAUCCAGGUCUCCCUACGAAGAUUCGCCGAUUAUUCGAGUUCAGAAGAUCAACGAUCCAGGAUAUGGAAACCAGAGGAACAAAGAUUUCCAGGAGACCUAUCGAAGGCCCAACGAGUUCACCAAUCAGUUCCAACCAUCUUACGCACCUACUGUACCGACUGUCACCACUACAACUAGAAGAUUUUACUCUCCAACUGUCCCUACCACAUUCAAAUCGUCUACUUUGGCAUACAACAAGUUGGACCAGGCGAUAGACAGCUCUGAAUAUUAUCUUUCGCGCAGUAGGUCAAACAGCUUCGUCACUCCUCCUACCAGAGUCUUCUCGAACGACGACAAGAGUAGACAGGAUUUAGGAAGAGACUUGAAAAUAUCUGAAGCUGUUUCUUUGAGGAAACCGAACAGGGAUGACGAUUAUAGUAGACAGGAGAGUUACGAGUAUGAUUACGACGAUGUCAAUAGCGACGAAACGAGAGACGAACGUCCUAAAGAGAGAUUCCAGGUGAGAGUUCUCGACGAUUUUAAUUACAAUCGUACCAAAGUGUCGAACGGAGGAAGUUCUUUGUUUGAUAGGGUCUACGCAGGAUUCAACCACAACAGCAACAACGAAGAACCUCUGGACGACUUCGAAACGAGAGGUAGCAUUGGUCUAGGCCACGCGUUUCGUCAGUCGUUCAGGGGAAUCUCGGUUGACGAACAGAAUCCUGCGAGAGACGAAACCAAAGUUUAUGGUGAAACUCAAAGAGGAAUUAAUUUCAAUAAAGAAGAGAUUAAGUACACCUUGGUCAGACCGGAGCCUACGCGUUAUCCCGCAGAAAAGAAAGAGGAAACGACUGAACAAUACCAAAGAAACGAUCAAAGAGACACCAAAACGAAUAAGGAAGAAUUUCUGAAUAAUUUCAAUACUUUCCCAUCAACGACCGCUUCGUCAAUUAUCGAAAGUACCAUCAAAGCAAGCACGAAUCUUCACGAACCACGUUCUUCGAUAUCAAAUGGAUCGAGUGAUUUGAACAAUUCUACUGACGUAAAUUCCGAAUUUUUUAAUGAGAAACAUUCCAUCGAUACAGAGGACAGUGGUUCUCAAACGUCUAGACCAGUCGAAUUUCUAGAAUCUCCUCAAAAGACGCAAAGUAAGUUCCAGAUAAAGGUGCCAGAUAUACCUGAAGGAUCCACUUUAUUUAAUCGUUACACGACUCAGAAUGAUGAACCUAGUUCAAAGACGACUGAGAUACCGAGGUUCCAGAGCAUUGGUUCUGACGAUUAUGUCGAUCAGUCUACUUCUUUCGAUAGAAACACAGGAGUAACGACCAAUUAUGGAAACGCAGAGAUCUCUGAAGACUCCAGUUUGCAGAAUCAUGGUAGUACUGUGGCUAGACCCCUAGUACCCUCCACUGGAUCGUGGUUUUCUUCCUCUUUCUCCGAUCAAUCGAAUACCAAAAGUCCAACGAAAGAUUACACCAGGCCCGAAGAAGGUGAAUCUCCUCACACAAAUCAUUUUGAUCCUUCUUUCAAAUCUACGAACGACACUGAAGAGAAACUUGAGGAUAAUAAAAAGAGUGAACUUCGGUUUACCACAGAUGAUGCUGUUCAGAAUUCCAGGACGAUUUCUGUGAGUGCAAGCACCGUGUCUCCGCCAAAGAUUAUAAAAGCUAUAACAUCCUCGGGUUUCGUGAACUCUUCAGGAAGUGUUUCAAUAAUUAAAACUCCCGAAGAAUUGUCGACACAGGGACCGAUCGGAAUUUCGACAUCUCCCGUAACUAAAUCUGUCGAUAUUGAAUCUUCGGUGUCAACUUUCAGACCUGUAACGCAUAGGAGCAUAGAAUCAGGCAGAAGAUCGGAAGAGAAGUCGAAAGAUGACAGAGAUAGCGUAGAAGCCUCGACCGUGAAUGCUUUACUUGGAUCCAUCAUGCCAGAAACUCUAAAGCACAUCGAAGAAGCUAUAGAGAAGAAUAAUUCGCCUUACCAAGUGACGUUGACGAUGAACAAAGGCGCGGAGCUGAUACCUACCGGACAAGAUAUAAUUAGCAAACUGAUAGCCCAACAGGGCAAAGAAACGUCGACUCUCAAUGACGAGAUACACGAACUAGAAAUAAUUAGAUCUUUGGAGCCAGAAGUUCAUAGAAUGACAGAGUUACAGAUCACUGCGGCGAAUAUUUCGGACGCGAGAAAUGCGUCUAACUUCGGAAACGAUUUUAUCAAUUCCGAUCUAACCGAUUUUAAGGCAAACAACCCGAAUACAGUCAGUCUUCUUCAACUGAUGUCGGAAUUAAUGAAACAUGACCGAGUUCCUCGACCAUUUUCCCUGUCAGUCGCUCAAAAUCCGGAGCUACAGACAGUAAAUUCGAACGUGCAACAGCCGGAUGAAGCGACAUUUAGGUCUCAAGAGAGUUCUGCGCUGCCGAACUUGAAAACUUCUGCUCCUCGAUCGAAAGAAGGGAUUCUGGAUCAGCUAGAGCAGCAUUUCGGAGAACCUCUUUACAGAGAACAGAAAAAGAUAUUUGAUCUUCCUGAGAAACAGAGGUCGAUUGAUUUCCAGACCGCAGUUCUUUUUAGGAACACGAACAAAUACGAGGAAUCCAGCACCGAUAAGACGAUCGUGCCGAUUGCUCAAACGAAUUCUAAGAUAGAUAUUAGGUCGACGACGACAUCUACGCCGAAGACCACGUUUGCCACGAAAUCCGAGAAGACUGUGGUGAAAACAGAAUUUGUUCCAUCGAUUGGAUUCUCUUUUGACACCGACGAGGGUAGAGAAGAAUACGUCGAGGCUGUUUUAGGUGGCCUGAUCGAGCCACAGGCAGCAGAAAGUCAGAAGAAAGAAAUUAUCUCGAAAGAGAAACCAGAGGGAGAGACGAUUUUGAAAAAGAAUGAAACAACAAAAAGUGUCCCAGAAGAGAUUUAAGGGUUGUUUCUAGGAUGAUUUUUCCAAGGAUGAACUUAGGUUUAGAACGAAAUCUGUGAUGUCCUGCCGUUUCGUGCUUUCUAUGAUAGAUCUUCUCGACUAUCUUUUUUCUUCUCCCUUAAUCGAUAUUUUUGAAUAUUUUCUCUUUUAUUCUCGGGGGUAUUACGAGUUCGAGACUUUUGUAAUUAACGUCCCUUCCUUCGUGAUUGAAAAAUAUAACGAAUCAUUGAAUACAGAGGGAUUAUGGUAUAAUAAUUUGAAAUGGGGGAUUAAUAGUUUUUUUACCAUUUAUGUUGCGAGAGAAUUAAACAAUCGAGAGGAUUACAAGUACGAAAUUUGUAUGAAAUUAACGUUCCUUGUUUCGUGAUUUAAAAUUUCAACGAGCUUUUGAUGGAAGUCUUGGAAGACGGAGAUUAAUAUUUCUUGUUACCAUUUAUAUCGUAAGCGAAGAAAAAGGGCUGAUAUAUAAUUAGUUUCAUUAACUCUUUCUAGGAUAUUCUUACUUUUAAUUAAAUCGACUAACAUAACAGUGAGUUGGGUGUAAAAUGUCUUUAAGGUUUUAAGAUAGAACUAGACGUAACAUGUAUAAAAUGGUAAUUAUAUUAUCGUUGUUGAUAAGAUCUAUCAUUGGUCUUCAGAAAAACAAUAUCGUUACUAUUUGAUAAUACAAAAUACGUUUUACUAACUUGAUAACCUACCAAUGACAAGGAACAGGGUUUCGAUACUGUAAACUAUAGAUUCGUAGAUGUGUGUGUUAAUGUAUGUACGAGUGUGCAAGAAACAAUAGUAAUUAUACGACUAUUAAAUUGUACCUUAUGUAACCCAACAUUCUAAUGAUUCUUAAAUAUAUCCUAUCGUUGCGAAGAA